Messenger RNA from Solanum lycopersicum (tomato), 2127 nucleotides. NCBI's taxonomy places the organism in Eukaryota, Viridiplantae, Streptophyta, Magnoliopsida, Solanales, Solanaceae. The record is from RefSeq and is a predicted model, not a curated record.
AUGGUGAAAAACGCAGAACUAUGGGAGUUGGCACGAAAAAUUGAAUCCUUCGUCGGGUUUACUGAAGAUGUUCUGGCAGACCCUACGUUUGUGGAUUUAUUCACACAAAUCAUUGAGUUGAGAGUGGACGCUGAGAAAGUUCAGGGAGAAAUUGGUGGAUAUCGACAAAAUGUUGAUAACCACAUCACUGGAAUCUUGGACUUUCGUGCUACAACUACACAAAAACUAGAGGGACUGCAGAAGGAAAAUGAGAACCUUCGUGCAGAACUCGUCGUUUUGUGUCGGGUUGUGGCUGCGUUGAGUUCGACUCGUGUUGAAUCCUCUAAGGUUAAGAUUCCAGAUCCUAAAGCCUUCAGUGGCGCAAGGAGUUCUAAAGAACUUGAAAAUUUCAUAUGGGACAUGGAACAGUACUUUACCGCUGUAAGGGUGCCGGACGCUGAUAAGUUAAACAUUACCACAAUGUACUUGUCGGGUGAUGCGAAACUUUGGUGGAGGACUCGUAAUGCAGACGACGUAAGUGCUGGUCGUCCUAGAAUUGAUACAUGGGAUAAGCUUAUAAAAGAAAUGCGCGAUCAAUUUCUUCCUAGCAAUGCAUCUUGGCUUGCAAGGGAUAAAUUGAAAAGGUUAAGGCAGACGGGUUCAGUGAGGGAAUAUAUAAAAGAAUUUACCUCUGUGAUGUUAGACAUACAAAAUAUGUCUGAUGAGGAUAAACUUCACAAUUUCAUUUCGGGCAUGCAAGGCUGGGCUCAAAACGAACUACGAAGACAGAAUGUUAAAGAUCUGCCUGGGGCAAUUGCUGCUGCUGAUUCGUUGGUAGAUUUCCGGACGACUCGUCCUUCGACAGAUGUCCCUUCUACUUCGAAAAAUAAGAAAAAGAAUGAAAAGAAAGGGGAAUGGAGAAAGGAUAGUCAUAAAGAGAAUGCAAACGAUAAAGGAAAGGCACAAAUGAAGGAUGGGAAAGACAGACCCAAGAGUAAAGAUGGAAACUCUAAAGGCUGUUGGACUUGUGGUGGUCCUUAUUUGGCCAAAUCUUGUCCAAACCGGGAAAAAGUGAAUGCUUUGCUUGCUGGUAAUGUGAAUCAAAGGGAGGAGGAUGAAGAAAUCGUGGCUGCAAUGGCAAACCCAUUGGGAUUGUCCUUCAAUCACUUUAUGGGGAUCAAUAAUGUUGGAGAGAUCUCUAGCACUUCGAAUCCUCAUGCUUCCUUAAUUCAUAUAGAAAUGAAAGUGAAGGAACAAUGUGUGAUGGCAAUGGUUGAUACAGGAGCCAUACACACGUUUGUAGAUGUGAAGAUUGCUACAAAAUUGGGGCUGAAGUUGUCUAAAAGCCCUUCCUACGUCAAGACAGUCAAUGCUAAGGCACAAGCCAUUGUGGGCAUGGCUUAUGGUGUGUCUAUGUCAACUGGAAGUUGGGUGGGAAAACAUAAUUUUAUGGUGAUGCCGCUUGGAGACUUUGAAAUUAUACUUGGGAUUGAUUCCCUAAGAAAAUACCAGUUUGUUCCGUUUCCUCACUUAGAUGGAGUGAUGGUAAUGAGUGGAAGUGAUGCUGGUUUUCUGAAGGGUGUUCAUCCGUUUGGAAACAUUAAUAAAGUUGCGAAGAAGAAAGACAAGGAAAUGUUGUUGUCUGCUAUGUCGAUCGACAAAGGGAUGAAGAAGGGUAAUGAAACCAUACUUGCUGCCUUGGUCGAAAUUAAACCUGAUGUGAAGAUGGAAGUGCCUGAUUGUGUCGCUGAAUUACUUAAACAGUAUGCUGAUGUUAUGCCACCUGAAUUACAAAAGAAAUUACCACCAAGGAGGGAUAUCGAUCACAAGAUUGAGUUGCUGCCUGGUACGGUUGCCCCUGCACAAGCUCCUUAUCGUAUGGCUCCUAAAGAAUUGGUUGAACUACGCAAACAAUUGAAUGAAUUGCUAGAUGCUGGAUUGAUUCAGCCGUUUAAGGCUCCAUAUGGUGCUCCUGUUCUAUUCCAAAAGAAACAAGAUGGAACAAUGAGAAUGUGUGUGGACUACCGGGCGCUGAAUAAGGCAACUAUAAAGAACAAAUAUCCGGUUCCGUUGGUGCAAGAUUUAAUGGACAGGUUAAGCAAGGCAUGCUGGUUCACAAAACUUGAUUUGAGGGUAGGCUAUUGGCAG